This is a messenger RNA of Moesziomyces antarcticus, 1767 nucleotides long. RefSeq lists its product as uncharacterized. Bases 1 to 1767 code for a protein of 588 amino acids. Lineage: Eukaryota; Fungi; Basidiomycota; Ustilaginomycetes; Ustilaginales; Ustilaginaceae. The transcript is spliced from 2 exons. The record is from RefSeq and is a predicted model, not a curated record.
AUGCUAGCGAGAACAGCGCGCCUGCGCCUUCGUGCAACGCUGCCUGGUGGAAGCCUCACACGCAGCUAUGCUGUCCCUGUCAAUCCCUCCAGCUCCGUAGAUGCACUUCUCGGCACGUCGGUCCCACCACCGCCGCGCGAAGGGCAGGAGUUUGAACCUGCGCCCGGCACGUACGGCACUCCGCCUCGAUUUGGCAGCAAGAACCCCAACGACAUCUCGGAUCUUCUGCGCGGCCUUAGGCCCCGGAAUCCUACUGGAUCCACCCAAUCGAGGGGCAGCAGCUCCAACCAUGCCGAUCUCCAGCGCAUGAAGGGCUCCGCCAUCGGCGCAGAGCGGAAGGGCAUUCCGAUUCCUUCGCGCGACGAGAUGCUCGACGAGAUGUUCAAGCGCCCUCUGAGAGAGCUGGAGGACAGACGCAACAUUGUCGAUCGCGAGCAUCCGCAUCCCAUUGACGCUCUGUACGGCCGCAACGAGCUGGACGAGCGUGUGCUUGCGGCGGCACGAGCGCUCUACGCUGCCUCGACCAAUCCUGGGCCCCGUUCGGCUGACGCAGCACACACGUACAAGGCAGCGACGAUCUCGCAGCUGCUCGAGAGGUUCGAGUCGAGAGCCGAGUACCAGCUUUCGAUAGAGCUGCCGUACGAGCCAACACCGUCAGGCGACCGCAAGGUGCCGCUCACCUCCGCACACAGCUCCGAGGCCGAACUGCAGGAUGCCAAUGACGAUGGCGUGCUUCUGCUCGCCUACGUGUCCAACUUGAACGGAGGCAGGGGAACGGAGCGCAUCAGCGUGUGCUCGGCGUUUGCGGUCGAGGGCGGCGACAAAAUUUCGGCAGAAGACGGAGACGGUACCGGUGCGCUGGUGGUAUCGUGCGCACACACGCUGCGGGCAUCGCAGCCGCGCAAGCAGGGUGAGGCAUCGGAUUCUGCGGCCAAAGCCGAUGCUGAGCCUUCGGACACCAUCGCGCUGGCCAUCACUCGCACGGGCGCCAUCUAUCCCGUUCGCACGCUGAUCAGCAGUUUGCCAGCGUCCGAUGUCAUUCUGCUGCAGCUCGGCGGCACUGCGCUCACGCUCAACGGCACGGGUGCGGGCAGCAUGCCGAUCCGCACGCUGCCUGUAUCGCCGUAUCCUGCGCACGUAAACAGCGAGCUGUCGGUAUCGUCGUUCUGGGGCUGGGAAGACGACUCGGGCGCGAUUCUGCCGGCGUACACGUUUGACCCGGAUCGUCAGGGGCUUGCGCUGUCCGAUCGCGCAGUGUCGCCGCCACCAGGCCGCGAGCGCGAGCAGGUGAAGCUGGAGCGCGACGAUGCAGGCCGCAGCCGAUGGGGCCGAGCGAGGCUGGUGGAGUACAAGGACCCUUGUGGUGCGAGUGCGAUGGUGGGCACGUACGACGAGCUGGCGCAGUUGGACUACAAGCUGCUCGUCUCGUCGCCUGCCAACCCGCCGGCGUUGCAGGGCGACUAUGCGCUUCGCAUGUCGAGCACCGUGACCGAGUCGGCUCGACCAGCAGCCAUGGCAGCGGGCGGUACCUCCAGCGCGGCAGGCCAAACGAGCGUCAUGCAGAGCCAGACACGCAGACCGCUACCCAACUUUCCACCACCCGGCUCGUCUGGUGGCCCAGUGGUGGAUGUCGAGUCCGGCAGCGUGGUGGGCAUUGUACGCGGCCACAAGAUGAGCGCGCUCGAGGGAAGGAGAGGCGACGCCAUCCCCGCCGAGAAGAUCUUUGAGUUCUUUGCACUGCCCGGUCUGGGCAGGAAGAGGGUCUAG